AUGGAUGCAUCUAUCUAUCUAUCUAUCUAUCUAUCUAUCUAUCUAUCUAUCUAUCUAUCUCAGUUUGUUCAUAUCUAUCUAUCUAUGUAUUUAUCUAUCUAUCUAUCUAUCAAUUUACAGCUGAAUCUAUCUAUCUAUCUAUCUAUCUAUCUAUCUAUCUAUCUAUCUAUCUAUCUAUCUCACUGUGUUCAUAUCUAUCUGUCUCGGUCUAUUGAUAUCUAUUUCACUCUAUUCAUAUCUCUAUAUGUCUCUCUCUCUCUCUCUCUCUCUCUCUCUCUCUCUCUCUCUAUCUAUCUAUCUAUCUAUCUCUGUUUAUAUCUAUCUGCCAGUCUAUUGAGAUCUAUUUCAUUGUUCAUAUCUAUCUAUCUAUCUAUCUAUCUAUCUAUCAGUCUAUUUGAUUGUUCAUUUCAUCUAUCUAUCUAUAUCUAUCUAUCUAUCUAUCUAUCUAUCUGCCAGUCUAUUGAGAUCUAUUUCAUUGUUCAUAUCUAUCUAUCUAUCUAUCUAUCUAUCUAUCUAUCUAUCUAUCUAUCUGCCAGUCUACUGAGAUCUAUUUCAUUGUUCAUAUCUAUCUAUCUAUCUAUCUAUCUAUCUAUCUAUCUAUCUAUCUAUUUAGAUCUAUUUCAUUGUUCAUAUCUAUCUAUCUAUCUAUCUAUCUAUCUAUCUAUCUAUCUAUCUAUCUAUCUAUCUAUCCCGUUUUAUUUAUUGAGAAUUGGUCGAUUCACGAUAUUGCUCCAGGAAAUAUCAUUCUGA
Molecule: messenger RNA, 750 nt
Organism: Acanthosepion pharaonis
Lineage: Eukaryota; Metazoa; Mollusca; Cephalopoda; Sepiida; Sepiidae
Source: the annotation of a GenBank genome assembly